UAUUUGCGUUUCCCUCUAGGAAGUUUGUUGUCCUUUGCCGAGCAGGAUUAGGAACUGCAUCUAAUAACAAAAUAAAUCCAGCCAGCCCUAAAAAGCUACUUAAACAUUUACCAAUCAAAAAUGGAUACAGAAUCAAAGGAACAAAGUAAUUUGAAGCCCAUCCGCAAGGAGAUUAUCAGUCCUGGAAACAAAUACAUCGAACUCAAACCAGGCACCAGGGUUAAAUUUCACUUCCAAACGCGUCGGGCCAACGAUGUGCGAAUCAUUGACGAUAGCAAGAAAAUUAACAAGCCAAUGGAGCUGGUCUUGGGCAAGAAAUUCAAAUUGGAAGUGUGGGAGGUGAUGGUGCAGAAAAUGUCCCUAAAUGAAGUGGCCAAGUUCACGGUCCACAAAUCGCUCUGUGCCCAAUAUCCGUUCAUUUCGAAAACUCUACGGGAUAUUGGCAAGAAACCCGACGAGCGUCGCCACUGCUGUGGCAUGACACUGCAGAACGAGGGCAUGGGCUACGAGGAUCUCGAUGAGCUGCUGCAGACGCCAGUCGACUUGGAGUUCAUCAUAGAACUAAUAUCAAUUGAGCUGCCCGAGGAAUACGAGAAGGAGCGCUGGCAAAUGUCUGACGAUGAGAAAAUGCUCGCAACGCACACCUUGCGGGAGCGCGGCAACCGGCUGUAUAAUGCGCAAAAUUACGCCGAGGCGGAGAUUUGCUACCGCGAUGCCGUGGGCAUGGUUGAACAGCUGAUGCUCAAGGAGAAGCCCCACGAUGCGGAAUGGCAGGAGUUGGCUAACAUCAAGGUUCCCUUGCUGCUCAACUACGCCCAAUGCCGUUUAAUUGCUGGCGAUUACUAUGCUGUGAUUGAGCACUGCAACGAGGUGCUGACGCUUGAUCCGCGCAAUGUAAAGGCGCUAUUCCGCCGUGCCAAGGCACACGCUGGUGCCUGGAACCCGGCUCAGGCGCGCCGCGACUUUCUUGAUGCUCUGAGUCUAGAUGCGAGCCUAAAGACCACUGUCGCACGCGAGCUGAAGGCGAUUGAGGAGCAGCAGCAUGAACGCAACGUUCAGGAUCGCAUCCACAUGCAGAAGCUCUUCUAGAAUAUAAGUUGUGCUAACGUACUGCUCAUGCUCCUCGUUUAUUGGAGCAACUAUGCGCAGCGUUAACAGUUAGCCAAUACCUUUCUCUUCUGGCAGAGUAGCUAUAUCUAUACACUGGUCUUCUAUGUCUCUAAGGGUUUUGUAAUGCUCUGCCUUCUCUUCAAUCAACUCUUGUGCUGCUGGAUCAUAUUCAAGACGCUGCUCCUGCCCAGAUUGAGGCGUCUAUUCGGCUGAGGAUGGGCGCCACAACGGUGCGUAGUAGGGAAGGCAACAAUAAGAUCAAAUUCAAAUAUACUCUGCCUCUGUUUUCUCUCUCUAUCAUCUUCUGUCCUGUAUCUGUCUGUGUUUCAAUGUGUCUAUGUCUCUGUCACUGUCUGUCGCUAUAUCUUUCUGUGUUGAACCGUUAAUGGCAUUUAGCCUAGCUGUAAGCCUUUCGAGCCUUCAUCUUCAUCUGAAACGGUUUCUGCAAUGCCAUUACUACGCCAUCAAUCGCCAAAUAUUGAAAGAAAUGUAUAUGUUGUAUGUAAAUGUGUAUUUAGGAAUAUUAUCUAUCAUAAGUAAGGCCUCCACACGAGAGCCGUCAAAUUGUAAGUGUAACGUUAAAGCGAACCAUGCUCGUCUGUAUUAUAAGUGUAUGUGUGUUAUAUAUAUAUAUAUAUAAAUAUAUAUCUAGUUCCAUGUAGGCUUGUUAUCCUAAUAGCUAAUCGUUUGCAUGUGUAAUAAACUUGUGUCUAAGUGUUGUCAACGUCUCUGUUUGCAUUAGCAUUGCAUUGGCUA
Messenger RNA from Drosophila navojoa, 1866 nucleotides. Its product is annotated as AH receptor-interacting protein. Lineage: Eukaryota; Metazoa; Arthropoda; Insecta; Diptera; Drosophilidae. The record is from RefSeq and is a predicted model, not a curated record. Gene Ontology annotation, molecular function: protein binding; peptidyl-prolyl cis-trans isomerase activity.